This is a messenger RNA of Syngnathus acus (greater pipefish), 3755 nucleotides long. It is a transcript of the gene nrg1, whose product is annotated as neuregulin 1. Gene Ontology annotation, molecular function: chemorepellent activity; protein tyrosine kinase activator activity. Gene Ontology annotation, biological process: intracellular signal transduction; cell differentiation; nervous system development. The coding region runs from base 882 to 2771 and encodes 629 amino acids. NCBI's taxonomy places the organism in Eukaryota, Metazoa, Chordata, Actinopteri, Syngnathiformes, Syngnathidae. The transcript has 7 exons. The record is from RefSeq and is a predicted model, not a curated record.
GAGGAGGUGGCUGGAGCAGUUGGCUUGCCUGUGAUUCGCUGACAUGGGCUCUUAAUUGGAUUAAGGAACUUGCUUAGCUUGAUGCUUUGUGCUGGGAUUGGGAGCAGCCUGCACAAGAGCGCACGGACGCAGUGGCAAGACAGGAAGUGAAGGAGAGAGAGGAGGAGGCCUGCCCCGCUCACCACUUUAGUGAGAGAGGAGGGGUGAAAGAAGAAAAAGGGGAGUAACCCAUCUUCUUUGCCCUAGUGUGCUGCUGCCGCUGCUGCUGCAGCCAGCCUCCCUCACUCCCUCCUGCCCUCCCACCUCCUCUCUAUCAUUCUCUCUUUUUUCCCUUACUCAUCUGUUUCUGUGGUUGCUCUGGAGAGGAAGGACACCUGCCGCUCCCUCAUGAUUCAGCCAUUCUGCUGCCUGAAGCUUCACAGACAGACAAGGCAGCAUGUUCCGCCUGCCACUGCAGUGCCUGGCCGUCCUAUCCUAUGCACUUCAACUACCGCAGCUGCAGACGUCCCAUCACGACAACGCCAUCUCCUCCGUCCAAGUACUCAGGUGAGUGAGUCUUCACUAUUCCCAUCAUCCUCUCAGACUAUGCAGAACCUCCAUGGAAUUAAUGAAAUCUUUUCUGUUUUUAUCCUGCAGCAUAUCUGAAUAUUCCACUUGUAGACACAUGAGUACAUUUCUUUGAGCGCAUGGAACUCCUUUCCGUUGUGCAUGGAAGGCCGUCCACAUAAACCCCAGACUGUUAACAAGGUCAAAAUCAAGAACGUUUCCCCACUUUCCUCUGCAAUCCUGGCUCACCUAGUGAUGGAUAACAUACUUAAAGUGACUGGCGGCUGACGCUGUCUUAGUUAAUCGUGUUCCGAGACCUGCAUCCAGCAGUUAAGAUGACUGAAGGAGUGGAGGAUUUCUCUGCAGAGCCAGUCCCCCCUUCUGGAUUAGCCUCCCCCUCUGGCUCCACCGUUGAUACUGGACAAGUCCCAGAGGAGAAACCAGAGGAGACAGAGGCAGCUGGAGAGAACGGGGAGGAGGUUGCAGAGGUAACUGCAGAGGGAGGCGGUGAUGAUGAUGAUGGUGGGGAGCAUCCGGGAGCUUCAGGAGUUAUGGCUUUGUCAGCCACCUGCUGUGUGUGCAUAGAGAUGGAACAGAUUAACAAUUGCCUGCACUCUGAGAAAAUCUGCAUUCUGCCCAUCCUGGCCUGCCUGCUUAGUUUAGCUUUGUGCACAGCUGGACUCAAAUGGGUCUUCGCCGAUAAGAUCUUUGAGUAUGAACCCCCCACUCAUUUAGAUCCUAAACGCAUAGGGCAGGACCCUAUUAUCAUAUCAGUGGACCCCACACUGGGACUAACUAUGUCAAUUGCUUAUUCGUCUCCGUCAACUGUCUCCCUGACCACCACCGCCGCCAUAACCUCGGCACAUCCUGACGUUUUACUGGAGGACAAGUCUACACGAGGUUCAUACGUGCCUCCACGAGGAACCCAACCUGAACCGUCAGUCACAGUUAAAUCAACUGCUGAAUUUCCCACCAUCCCAAAGCAGACACCUCUCCCUUUUACAACAAAAGAAGUGAACGACAUAUUCAUCCCAACUCUCUCUUCCACCAGCACCACCACUACAGCCAAGACUUCCAGUCAUGUGACACGCUGUAGUGAUAGCCAGAAGAACUACUGUGUCAAUGGAGGGGAGUGCUUUACCCUUGAAAUCAUGCCUGGCAGCACAAAGUUUUUGUGCAGGUGCUUGACCGGAUUCACUGGGCACCGAUGUGAACAAGCUGUGCUUAAGAAAGUCUCAAACCCAAAACAAGCUGAGGAGCUGUAUCAGAAACGUAUUUUAACAAUAACAGGAAUCUGCAUUGCACUCCUAGUCGUUGGAAUCAUGUGUGUGGUUGCCUACUGCAAAACAAAGAAGCAGAGGAAGAAGCUCCAUGACCGUCUCAGGCAGAACCUGAGAACCAAGAGGAACAAGCUGGCAAAAUCAGCCAGCCGACGGCAGGUUUCCAAUUUGCCGCUCCAGGAUUUGCAGCAGACCAACUGUAAUGGGGCAGCAAUCCAACAUGCAGCUGAGAAAGAGACAGAGACAACAUUCUCCACAAGCAAAUAUGCUUUAUCAACUCAACAAGCUACCACACUCACCAACACCUCCAGCCAAAGGCAUCCAUCAACUGAAAAAACCCUGCCUCAUCUGUCUUCAGUUUCCUGCAGCACUCCUGGAACUCCAAACUCUCCUCCCUCAGAGAUGUCUGCCACUCUUUCCAGCCAAGCCAUCUCUGUCCCCUCUGUGGCUUUAAGCCCCUCUGCUGAAGAGAAGCGCCCCCUGCUGCUGUCAAAGGCACAUCAGCCAUCUAAGUCCUUUAGCCGUGAUGAACUAAACAGGACCUCUGCACAUUACAAUCAUGGCCAAGAAGCACAUAGCUUACCACCUAGCCCGCUCUGUGCCAUGGAGAAUAACUACCAAGUCACAGUCACUAUUGCAGCUAGCCAUAUGAUCUCAGCAUCUACAGAGAAGCUAGUUAAUGCAAACAACACUAUUAAUAACCAUAGCAUCAGAAAAGCAACGGUUAUGAAUGGUCAUGUGCUGCAUAAUAAAGAGUUCAAUAUUGACAGCAUGUUGGCCAGUGAACCAGAGGAUCCAAAGGGGGAUCACACACCAUUCAUUUCGAUAGAGAACGCUAAAGCCCUGCUUUUAAGGGCUAAAGAUAGCAGUAGGACUACUGCAACAUCACGAAAUGGUGACCUGCAACUCAUGUCAUCCACCAAACAAGACCCAAGAACUGUGUAAAGAAGGGCAGAAAGUUGCUUGUUUAGAAAAAAUUACACUCACUACUUAACCUUUAUUUUCUACUAAAUUAUUCGCAGCAAAAAUACUUUUAAUGAUAAAUGAAAAGCAAGACUUUUAUUUUAAUGUUGUAGUGAAUAGAGAGUUUUAUAAAUUUAAAAUAAUGUACAAAAUUGAUGAUGUCCUGUAGAUGAAGUGCCAUACACGAGUAUGUAGUAGUGUGUGAAAAUAUACUUGUAUAUAGUAGCGUGUAAAAAUAUCAAUCGUGCCUUUUUGUUAGGUAUGCUUAAGGGAACUGCAAAUAUAACAGGGCCAUAUAUUCACCAUCCUAAUUUUCUAAUCAAGAAUAACAUGCAAACUGCCUUCAAUGUCUCAUAGUUUGAAGUGAAGAAGCUCAAAUAUUUCAUUUUGGUAACAAAUUUUAAAAUGCAUGCUACAUCCUGUCCUGGAACGACUGCGUGAUUUUGUGUCAUAAAGACAUUGGAUCUGUCCAGUCAAAUCAUCAGUGUUGUUGUCCAUUGUGUCCUGAAUGCAAUAUAAAACCGCAACAGAGACUGGACUGAUUUGGAUGAUUUCAUGUCUAUUUUAACGCAAUGUUUGUGAUCAGAAUAUGUAGAGAUGUUCAUACUUGUCAGUGGAUUACAUUACAGGUAACACAUGCAAGCAAAAUGCAGAUGUAAUCAUUGAGUUCUAAGAAACACUAAACACUAAGAAACACGAUCAAUAGUCUCGUCUUUGUCAAGUUUCCUUCAACCUUAAUGUCAGUUCAUCAAUGAAUCAGUAAUGCACGAGUGUGAAAUUUUAAAGGAUGACAUCGGGUUUCCGAUUCAAAUAUCCAAUACGAUUUCCCGGGUUUGGUGAUGAUGUCAUCGAAGGCAAAUAUCUAGUUUGUAUGAAACAUGAAUAAAUACAAGGCUCUUGAUUUAAUUUGUAAAGACAUCAAUGUGACUUGAGCAAUGCUUUUUUAGAAUAAAAAAAAUAUGCACC